Messenger RNA from Rhodotorula graminis WP1, 643 nucleotides. RefSeq lists its product as uncharacterized. NCBI's taxonomy places the organism in Eukaryota, Fungi, Basidiomycota, Microbotryomycetes, Sporidiobolales, Sporidiobolaceae. The record is from RefSeq and is a predicted model, not a curated record. Bases 63 to 563 code for a protein of 166 amino acids. The transcript has 3 exons.
UUGCUUUCGACACCUGCCGCACUACCACACACACCAACACCGCUCUCCCCGCAACCCCCGCCAUGCACUUCUCAUCGCACCUCGCUGUCCUCGCCGCUUUGGCCUCGAGCGUUUUCGCUGCCGCCCUUCCCACCGAGCUGUCUCCUCGCUCCAACACCAACACCGAGGACGUGAUCGACGACGCCGACCCUCGCCUCAUCUACACCGGCGACUGGACCCACCUCAAGAACCAGGGCAACUCUGUCGCCAACGCCGGCACCCUCUCUUUCAGCAAGACGUCCCAGGCCUCCGUGUCCAUCCCGUAUGGUACCAACCACACGGGCUUCUACAUGUUCAUGGGCACGAAGGCGGACCGCGGUCAAUUCUCCAUCUUCCUCGACGACCUGUGGUACAGCGCGUCGGCCGAGGGGUCCUGCACGUCCAACUGCGACGCCGCGGGCAACGGGAUGAUGAUCAACUUCCCCCGACUUCUUGCUAAGAGCGACCAAUCGCGUCUCAUAAUCCAGAAUGACUCGCCGGGAUACCUCGCGUUCGACUCGAUCUCGCUGCACAAGAAGCUGUAGCGUUCUCCUUUUCGUUAGCGAUCCGUACAGACACUUCACGUGCAAAGUCGACCUUCCCAAGUUGCCUCUCUUCCUCGACG